AAAAAAUGGGAGGAAACGCUUUGGGAAGUCAGUUGUCGAGUGAUUUCAGGUCAGACGGUUCUCGUGUUGGAUUACUCAAGUUUCAGUAUCCUACCAUGAGAGCAAGCCUCGCCUGAAGCCACGUUUACUUUGUUGCCUUAUUCAGCCAAUCCCGACGAUGGACCAUCACGAGUUCACGCCCCCUCUCAAUAGCAGCCAAUCCGUGAUAAGUGGGAUGGACAGGUCCCCUGCUAUGGCUUUCAAACCUGGCCACUCACGGAGCGGCAGUUCUGGCUCCUCCCGACACUCUCGCCAGACGUCUCGUAACUGGGAGGUGAUGGAGGACCUCCAGGUGGACGUGGCCCAGGCGCCUAGCACGGAGCUGGACCUCAGCAUCCCUGGCAUCUGUGAGGGCUUUCUCAUGAAGAAGAGGAAGUACCCGAUAAAGGGCUGGCACAAGAGGUACUUCCAUUUGGAGAAGGGGAUCCUUAAGUAUUCCAAAACACAGCACGAUAUCCUGAAAGGGAAGCUCCAUGGCUCCCUGGACGUCAGUCUAGCCGUCAUGUCCAUCAACAAGAAGUCCAAGCGGAUUGAUCUGGACGCCGGAGACAGCUUGUACCACAUGAAGGCCAAGAGCCACGACCUGUUCUACAUCUGGCUGACCAAGCUGUGUGCCCACCGCAGCUUCAAGAAGAACGAGGCCAUGAGCGUCCACCACGGCGUGCUUCACGCGCUCUCUGCGGGCAACGGCUCCCUGCCGGCCAUGGCCAGCCUAGCCCAGAGGACCAGGGCCGUGCCCAGCAUGGCUCAGUACGCCAGCUCCAUGUCGGGGUACCAGGCUGAGGUGGAGACGCCGGCCCCGGCUGCUCCUGGGGUGAACAGCAAGGUGUCGGCCUGGCUGCAGCAGACGCACGAGGCCGACGCCUGCUCUCAGGAGCUGGCUCGCUGUCAGCUGGACCUGACCGAGCUGGCCCAGCUCAGCCAGAGGCUGCAGUGGUUGGAGGCAGACCUGCCCAUCACCGACACAGACCUGGAGCGCCGGAUUAGCAUGCAGAAUAUCUUACUGGAGAAGCCUGAGAAGCCGAAGAAGCCAAAGGCAGGAAAGAUGUUUGGUCACUCGCGCACCCUGUCGAGAGGGGAGAAUCUCGGCAUGCUAUCCACAAACAACCUGAGUGUCUCCAGUGGCAACCACCUGGGGAGGUCCAUGCAGUCCAUCCCUGACUACGUCUUCACCCAGCUCUCCAAACCUCCUGUUACCUCCCCAGAGGCCAAGAAACUGCAGCAGGACAUUUGCGCUGUGUCCCAGAGAAUCCACGCCUCGCUGAAGUCUGUUCACGAGGCUCUGACUCUGGAGCGAGAGAGGGUCCGUCAGGCGUGGACUGGACCAGACCUGCGCCAGUCCACCUCCCAGCAGCUGGCCACCCUCUGCAGCACUAUGUCUGAGCUUGAGGUGCAGUCUCGUCUGACCAAAGUGCACACCCUCUCCUUGUCCUCUGAUUCCACUGAGGAGUCCUACUCUACCGUUCGUCAGGACCAGACGACACCCUCUAUGAACCGCCACCCGCACCGCACCCCCUCCGUGGCCGAGUCCAUGGCGGAGUACUUCGACGCCAACGAGGUCAUCGUGUGCGAGACGUCGUCGGAGAACGAGGCGUCCGACGAAUCGGGCCUGAGUGACGUCACCACGACAAGCACCUCGGAGCCGGAGGAUGCGCAUGCCACCAACCAGUACCGCGCCAGCCUUUCCAAAGCAACAGACAUGCCCGUUGCCGUGCCCACCAACACAGGCCGUCGGACCGCCCUGGCAGCCCACUGCACGGACAACAGCCACAUCGGCAUCAUGACCAUCCUGUACAACAACAUCGGCAAGGACCUGUCGCGCGUGUCCAUGCCGGUCGCCCUGAACGAGCCCCUCUGCCUGUUGCAGAGGGUGAGUGAGGAGCUGGAGUACUCCGAGUUGCUGGACAUCGCCAACCGCACGGACGACCCCUUCGAGAGGAUGGUGUACAUGGGAGUGUUCUCCAUCUCUGGCUAUGCCUGGGCUUCCUGGCGUAACCGCUACAAACCCUUCAACCCUGUCCUGGGGGAGACCUACGAGAGCCACCGUGAGGAGCGCGGCUUCCGCUACGUCAGCGAGCAGGUGAGCCAUCACCCUCCCAUCUCGGCUUGUCACGCCCAGUCUGAGAACUUCACCUUCUGGCAAGACCAGAGAUGGAAGAACAAGUUCUGGGGGAAGUCCAUGGAGAUCAUCUCCUCUGGACCUGUCAACGUUACCCUGCCCAAGUACGGGGACCACUACGAGUGGAACAAGGUGGUGAGCUGCGUCCACAACGUGCUGAGUCAGCAGAGGUAUCUGGAGCACUACGGAGAGGUGACCAUCAAGAACAACAAGAGCGACGACUGCACCUGCAAGAUCACCUUUGUCAAGUCCCGCUACUGGGGUUCUGACAACAACAAGAAUGAGGUCCAGGGGACGGUGCUGAACCGGGCCGGUGAGGUGGUCCAUCGCUUCGGAGGCCUGUGGCACGAGGGCAUGUUCUGUGACACGCUGCCCACCCCCAAGUGUAUCUGGAAGCCCAACACGCAGCCGGACGACCAUGUGCACUACUACGGCUUCUCCAGCUACGCCCGGGAGCUGAACGAGAGGUGACUAGGCCACCACGUGGGGGUCAGGGACCUGGAGGCCUGUUCCAUUAAGAGAGUUUACGGAAUAAGUCAGGCUUAUGUCAGGGGAAAGUAACUGGCAUAAGCCUGGCUUAUUUGGUCAACUCGCUUUGUGGAACAGGCCCCCUGGUGGAUGUAGGCCGUAGACUGAUCAGGUCGAUGCUGAAGCUGUCUUUUCCCACCCCAGGCUGCUGGAGGAGGGCAGGGUAGCGGAGGCGGACA
Messenger RNA from Hypomesus transpacificus, 2865 nucleotides. Its product is annotated as oxysterol-binding protein-related protein 6-like. Gene Ontology annotation, cellular component: perinuclear endoplasmic reticulum; plasma membrane; intracellular membrane-bounded organelle. Bases 158 to 2629 code for a protein of 823 amino acids. The transcript has 20 exons. NCBI's taxonomy places the organism in Eukaryota, Metazoa, Chordata, Actinopteri, Osmeriformes, Osmeridae. Gene Ontology annotation, molecular function: cholesterol binding. The record is from RefSeq and is a predicted model, not a curated record.